GCGCGGCAGCCGGGACGGACGAGGCCCCCGGGGAACGCAACGCUCUCGGCCGAGAGCGCGGACGCGCGGCUGUCAAGAUGGACUGGGAGCUGCUGACGAUGGCGAAUCUGCACCUGACCGCGACCGAGCACCGCUACUACGGCGACAUAUUCAUCUACUGCUGCGAGAACGCGGACGGUGACAGCGUACCCGUGAUCAAAGUCGCCGAGCUGUUGCGCUCGGCCAAUCUGCCGCGGGACGUCACGAUGAAGAUAUUGGAUAUCUGCAUGGGAACUAAAGGUAGUACGCAUCUAGGCAAGAAACAAUUCUAUGCGGUGCUGAAACUCAUUGCGGUCCAUCAGGCUGGUUUGGAAAUCUCCAGAGAUAUAAUAACUACAUCUUUGGAUGUCAUUACCCUGCCGAGAUUUACAUGGCCAACUUCUGGUGAUGAAGAUGGCAGAAGAAGUCCAGAUUUAACUAGAGGAGUAAAGAGUAGACAUCAUGCUCCAGAGAGUACUGAGAGUGAAAGCGAAGCGGAGUCUCCACGCGAAACUGGUGGCAGCACAGAUUCUCCUACACCAACAAAUAGCGUAAUUCAAGAGAGGAACGACGGUAUGCUGGGAGGUGAAACAAUUCUGGAUUCUGUUUCUGGAGGUUGGCAAGGCUUAUUGGUUUCCGAAGAGCAAAGACAGCUAUUAGGCACUGAAGAGGAGAGCUCGGAACGUCAUAGCAGCGACGAAGGUGACGGUGAGGGUGACGGUUCGGGUUUCCCACCGGAAGAAGUGUGGAUUAUCAGCGACGAACAACGUGAUUAUUAUGCGGCGCAAUUUGCACAGUUGCAGCCUGAUCCGGAAGGUCUCCUGGCCGGACCUGUGGCCAGAACAUUUUUCGAAAAAUCGCGGCUUCCCGUUUCUGAGUUACGACGUAUUUGGCAGCUCGCGGAUGUUACGAGAGACGGAGCGCUCAGUUUACAAGAAUUCUAUGUGGCUAUGCAUCUCGUCGUACUGAGGAGGAACCACGUGCCUCUACCCGACGUUUUACCUCCGUCCUUGUCAAUUCCGUUAGUCAUGCAAACAGCAACAACUGCCGCGCCACAAAUCCCACCGGUGACAACUGCUCAAAAAUCGCCGCCGAACUCUGCGAACGCUCGUGAGAAGAAUAGAGAGUGGACAAAAUUCGUAGAUUCACCGACCGGAGCGAGCAGCUCUUCGGUCACCAGUCCAGGACUGCAAUUGGUGAAUUUUGAUUUUCAAAAGUCAGCUGUCGAACGCGAUCCGAAGAUUCUACACCCAGUGCCGUUGCGCCUAACACCUGAAGCGGCAAUACUCGCUUCGGGCGCUAACGGUAGCAGUAGCAGUUGCACGACUUUAGGAGAUGAUGAUCUGCAACAUUCUGCGGCGUCGUUAGUACAACGACCUCUCGCGAAGAAACCUCCCACGGCGCCGGAAGAUGCCGUUAUUGUGACUCCUAAGAAAGAACCACCACCUCCACCGCCACCCAGACCAUACAGAACACAUGCGCGCAGUUCUAGUCUUGAUCUUAAUAAAUUAGGAAAAAAUGGUCAAAGUUUUCUCGGAGCACCGCCGCUUGUACCACCUAGAAUCUCGCCAGGAAUUACUUCGCCUCGCAAAUUGAUCGGUCAAAGGAGCGAAGGCGAAGGACAAAGAACGUUGAGCGAAAGUCAAGCUUUUGUCGCUGAUUUCUCUCACUUUUCCCCUAAGAGUGAAUUGCCUGAGAAUAUGAUACCAUCUGUAGAAAACACAGUACCGCAGUCUCAACAAUUCACUGGAGUCUGUGGAGCAUUUCAUAUUUAUAGAAAACCAAGCCCAAAACGAGACGGUGGUGAUGAAGAAAGUAAGAACGAAGCGGAAGACGAAAAGAAAUUAACCUUACAAGAACUAAGGGAAAAGAAUGCAGAAUUACGCUUAGUCUGCGAAGAAUUGACACGUGAACUGGCUAGUGCGCUUCAAGAACGUAUAAAUCUACGUGCGAAACUCCUGCUCUUGACUUGAUGUGAUUACUAUUCGCUAUCAUUCAUUCGUUCGAAGUUACGAGGUAUUAUGUAUCCUCAAAUCAUUGUAAACACAUGUAUUUAAUACGUUAUGCUAGUCUAGAAUUCCUUUUUUCCCAACGAAGUAUUCAUUUGCAUUCAUGAUGAUCAAUGUAGACAGAUACAACAGGGGAUGCGAUUUUACAAAAAAAUAUUACGUAGAUAUUUUAUACUUGAAGUUGAAAGAAGAAUGUCUAUAAAUUAUGAAUCAUGUAUAUACAACAAAGCUGAUUAUGAUCUUCACAUGAUUGAUAUAUAACUUACGAAUGUUUGCGGAUUUACUUUUUUCAAAUUUAUGAGCUAUUGUUAAUGUUUACGCUACAGUGUUAAAAAAUUUGCCAAGAUUUGAAGCUUAUUGAACUCCCCUGUGAUUUAUUGACUUAUAUGUUAUGUUUCGCAUAUAAACUCCCCUUUUCAUCACCAUGAACUUAUGUAUAUCUUCAUAAGCAUGCCAUGUAAGUGCAUUACGUUCUUACUUUAUUUCAGUACAGAUAUCUAAAACUUUCGAUCGUGUGCAAAAAGAUUUAUUAAUCUUAUGAAAAUUAUUUCUAUUUUUGUACCCCUCUGUUUAUAUUGAUGAAUCUCUUUUAAAGACCUUGUUCACCACAAAUGGAAUUGUUUUGAACUUUGAAUUAGCUGCAUUGUAAAAAUGAAUUAUUAUUAAUAUGUAUUUGUUUGCGAAACAAAAUCGAAUUAUAUUUUCGUAUGGCUAUAUAAAACUAUCACAAAAAAAUGACGUCAACGGAGAAAUGCGAUAAUUAGAACUGUUAUGAAGUUAUACUUUAUUCCGUGAUAACAAGUGUACCUAUAAAAUACCUGUUAAAUAUUGAAGAAAGAUAUACGAGAAGAGUGGAAUCUGCAGGAACAGAAUACUUCGAAAAUAAAUUUAUAUAGAUGUAUAAUGCUCAGAAUCAAUUCACGUUGAAUAUGUCGAUUUUACUAUACCAAUUCUUUGAAAUAAUUAUCGAUUUCUAUUAUUGUAGAUGUAAAGGUUUAGAUACUGUAGUUGGUGCAAAUUAAAGCCUGAGAAAAAUAUAGACUUAUCAAAGCCACAUUAGCAACAAAAAGACAAUUAAUAGCAAUUUCACAUUCCUUUUAGCUAGUUAUAUGUAGAAACUUUCUAACAGUAGCAAUUGCUCAAUAUACAUAAAAUUGUUUUAUAAUAGCAAAAAUUACUAUUAUUUAAAUAAUAUUUAAAUUAUAUUUAAGUAAUUAAAAUAAAUUUUUAAAUUCUUGCUUUUUCAUAAAAUUUAAAUCUUCGUGGCUCAGUUCUAUAUAAGUCUCAGGCGUUUUACUUCUAAAUUGCCAUCUUUAUUCAAUCAAAUAUAUAUGAUUCGUGAUCAACGUUAAGA
Messenger RNA from Pogonomyrmex barbatus (red harvester ant), 3381 nucleotides. RefSeq names its product RALBP1 associated Eps domain containing (gene Reps). Gene Ontology annotation, biological process: endosomal transport; endocytosis. Lineage: Eukaryota; Metazoa; Arthropoda; Insecta; Hymenoptera; Formicidae. Gene Ontology annotation, cellular component: plasma membrane; cytoplasm. Gene Ontology annotation, molecular function: calcium ion binding; protein binding. The record is from RefSeq and is a predicted model, not a curated record.